Gallus gallus (chicken) is the source of this 1621-nucleotide messenger RNA. It is a transcript of the gene MIS12, whose product is annotated as MIS12, kinetochore complex component. The transcript has a single exon. Gene Ontology annotation, biological process: mitotic sister chromatid segregation; mitotic cell cycle; kinetochore assembly. NCBI's taxonomy places the organism in Eukaryota, Metazoa, Chordata, Aves, Galliformes, Phasianidae. Gene Ontology annotation, cellular component: nucleus; chromosome, centromeric region. The record is from RefSeq and is marked validated. The coding region runs from base 214 to 846 and encodes 210 amino acids.
GAGGGAGUUCGAACCUGAGCGGGAAGCUCGGCCUGCGGAGAGCGGGACGUCUGAGAGGAGGGGAGGGGUGGGCGGUGGCGGAGCGGCUCCCUCUCGUCCUACAUCCUGGGGUAAGGGCGCGAGGGGGUGAAUCAACUCCCCCCCGACUCUCCGCGCACUUCCAGGCCCCGACCACCCUCCCUUCGCCGCCCCCCGGGCCUCCCUCCCGCCGCCAUGUCGGUCCGCCCUAUGGCCUACGAGACGCAGUUCUUCGGGUUCACCCCGCAGACGUGCAUGCUGCGCAUCUACCUGGCGUUCCAGGAUUACCUCUUCGAGAUGAUGGUGGUGGUGGAGAGCGUCAUCCUGAAGAAGCUCGAGGCGCUGCCGGCUGUCCAGAUCAGCCGUUUCGAGAUCCGCAAGAGCACAGAGAAGUUCCUGCACUUCAUGAAGGCCCGCUUCGACCAGCUCUUCGAAAAGAUGGAGGAGGUGCUCCUGCAGCUGGUGCUCAGCAUCCCCGACAACGUGCUGCUCCCCGAGGACAGGGUCCACCAGCAGUACCCCUACAGCCAGGAGGAGUUCUGUGCGCUGCAGGAUGAGAUCUCCCAGCUGCAGCAGCAGUGCAGGGCUGAGGCGGCUGCUGGGCAGGCGCUGCAUGCAGAGCUGGAGGAGCAGAGGGCCGUGCAGGCCGAGCUCGAGAAGGUUGUGCAGUGGUUUGAUGGGCUGGAGAACGUCUGCAGGGAGCACGGCACCGGCAACUUCAAAGAGAGCUUGGUGUUCCUGACACAGAACUGUAAGAAGCUGCAGGAUGUGCUGAGAGACGUUGAAGAGAAGAGCAAAAAAAUAAAGAAACGCCAACAGUUACUGUAAUGGAAAUCCCCAAAAGGCAACAAUGAACAUUGGGAUGGCUCGCUUUGAAUGAUGGGGGUUUAUCUUUCCUGAAGCAUCUCCUCUGGUGCCUUCCCCACCCAGUCCUGCCAGGAUCCGGACUGAGCCCUGCUGGAGAGGACUGUGUGGAGCUGUGUCAGUUUUCACCAAGCUAGCAAAUAUGGGAGUAGGGACAGGAAAAGCCUUGUUUGUCUGGGAAACAUAGCUCUGACAGCAGUGAUUGGGAAUGAAUUCUUGGUGGGAUAACCUGACAUCUUCCUGGCCUUAGCGUUAACUUUGAACAACUUUAAAGUAAACAAAGCAUUCAUAUAAGGUUAUAUGAAUAUAGAGGUGAAGAGGUGGCUCGUGUUUAAGCAAGGAGUGUGCUGUGCUGCUCAGCCAGCUGAGACAGAAGCUGCAGGAGGAAAUCAGCAACUCAGUCACUUUCUCCUACUUCAGUUUAUGUUGAUUUAUUUUUAUGAUCCCGUGUCUUUUUUUUCCUACUGAACAGUGAAGCUCAUUUUAUUAAUGCUUAUCAGAUUCUGCUGUCUGAAUGCUGUGAGGCUGACUGGCGUGCUCGAGUCCUUUGAAGUCACUUAAUGAAGCAUUCAAAACAGAUUACUGUCUGCGUGCACCUCUCCACCGCUCUCAGCAGGUUAUAACUCUCCUGUGCAGGUUGAUUUUCUUGAAGUAGUAAUUACUAAUUGGUACUUAAUGAGCAUGGAUGCUUGAAAAACAUUAGCCAUUGCUGCAAUAAAAGAUGCAUUAAAAGCAUAAA